CGACCAGCAACGCUGGAUGUGAACAGAAAAUGCUGACGAUAGUCGGUGAUCCAAGUUUUUCGGAGGCGAGGGAAUUGGGUAUAAAGACCACUUGGAUUCCGCCUCCGGAUACCUUUUUUUCCCCCUCCAUCAGCAUCACAAUCAGAGCAUACUUUCUAGCGAGACUCAAGCAAGCAAAAGAUCCCUCACAACAAAUUCCAUCAUAUCAAUCUUACCUUUUAACUUACCUCCCCUUCACUCCAUCUAAAUAUGUCUUUCCAUCACGGAGGAUACGACAAUGAUGACGGCUUUGGCCCAGACCGACCCCAGAAGGAGAUCCUCUUCCGCGACGAGACCAUGCGAGAAAUCCUCACUAGAGCCGUAGAAAGCGGUUCCCACGACAUCGGUGACGAGCUAAGAGCAAGCAUCUCGCGAAGUUCAACCUUCAACCAGGAGCGCAGGGUAUCCCCUCCUCGUUCCUUUUCCCGCCAGAACUCCAACAUGAUAAACACCCCACCCCGCGACAGCAACCGCGGCCCUGCCGUGGAAACAUACAGAAACGACCAAGGGGAACUCGUAACCCAAUUGGUUGAUGGUGAGGAUGCCCCUCUUCGGGUGCACAACCACGACCCCGAGUGGAACGAUCAGCCCAGGGUACCCUCACGCAGCAACACCGGCCUCUCCACGUACAGGAACCCCGAUGGCGAUCUCGUCCAGGCGCAUACCGGCUCCGAACCGCCAUCCCUCAGGACCUUCUCCAGACAAUCCCCACCCCCUAGCGAUGAGCGCAGAAGCCCACCGAUUUACACUUCCCGGGACCGCGAGGGAAACCUGGUCUCGCAGUACGAUGGCGACAGUUCAGAACUUCGCAUCCGCACCCAUUACCAGGACGACGAGCCCCAGCAGAGGUCGUAUCAGAGAACGAAUUCCGGGAGAUAUUAGAUUGUUUCCUUUUUUGGGAGGGAGUUUUUUUCAUUUUUGAUUGGUUUUUGGUUUUCUGUUUUUGAUGGGAUGGGGGAUGGGUGGGAUUGGGUUUCGUGCUUUUUUGCUAGAUAAGUCAGGAGGUAGAAAUAUAAAUCGUUGGCGAUCGAG
Tuber aestivum (summer truffle) is the source of this 1071-nucleotide messenger RNA. Lineage: Eukaryota; Fungi; Ascomycota; Pezizomycetes; Pezizales; Tuberaceae. The record is from the annotation of a GenBank genome assembly.